Messenger RNA from Arabidopsis arenosa, 2510 nucleotides. Lineage: Eukaryota; Viridiplantae; Streptophyta; Magnoliopsida; Brassicales; Brassicaceae. The record is from the annotation of a GenBank genome assembly.
GAUUUUGUUUUCAUCGGUUUGACUUGUGUGUCUAAUAGACAGUAGCAUCUUGAAUUUGCAUUUAUUAGAUUGUGUGGUUAGAAGAAAGGGUUUUGAGGUGUCAAAAUGGAUUCCGGGACGCAGCCACCAGAGACGGGGAAGCCGGCACCUGAUCCGUCGCCUAUAAUCAAAAAAAUCCUCGGUAUCGUGAUCGAUUUGCAUGAGCAAGUGAAUAAAGAAGCUGUUUUAAGGACGACUAGGAGCGCUGGUGCUGAGCUCAGUCAAGUGACUACUACUAACCAUCCAGAGCCUGUUCUGAACAGGAUUUUAACUCUUCCUAAUAUGAGUAAAAAAUUAGAAGGCCCGGACGAUCAUCAUAUUCCUAAGCUGCAACGUAAUCUUCGUUUGCUCAAGGAAGACGUGGUUAAGCUGCAAGAUCUUCGCACCGAAGUUGCAGAAGAGGUGUUGAAACAUAUUCGUCCACUUGAAUUGCUGCUUGAUAAAGUGGAAAAAGGGGAGAAGGACCCUUCGAAACCCCCCUUGACCUUAGGUAUGAAGAAAGACUUGGACGAUAUCAACAAGAAGAUCUUUAACUUGAUGUGUCAAGUCCCCUUGUUGCCCAACAAGCGUAAAAAUGCCAAAGGAUCAGAUGCUGACGACGGUGAGGGGGAUAAUAACGGCAAAGGAAUUGUUUGCCUUCCCGGGAUCCAUGCUAAUAAAGAAGAUCUUAAAAGACGCGCGGUUUUCAGAUAUGUACUAGGCGAAUUCGAGGAACUCAGUGAUCAACAGAAGUUCUGCCUGCUGAGCUUUGCUGUCUUCCCUGAAAAUCAAGAGGUGAAUAGAACGAUGCUGAUGUAUUGGUGGAUGGGGGAGGGCAUUCUGAGUUCUAAAGACAUACCAUCCGAAAAGGGCAUUCUCAAACCCGAAGAUGUUGUGAAGGACAUUCUUGAUGAUUUCAAGGAUAGAAACUUGAUUGAACCUGUUGAAAUCAAACGCAAAGAGAAGCCAAAUAGCUAUAAGAUGGCCCCUUUUGUGCAUUCUUCAGUGGUUCUUAUCUCCAAGGAGAUAGGGCUAUUUGAUAUGUAUGAUAAAAAAGAGAAGCCAACCAUGAAACAAUCAGGACUGCACAAGGUAUGCCUUGUGGAAGGGUCGUCAAGCCAGCAAGAAGCAAAAGCUAAAAAAAUGGCAGAUGUAGAUCAGAUUGAAACCGUGUUCAAUAUUUCUGAGAGGUUUCCGGAUUUCACAUUCAAGUGGUUUUUCGAGGAUAAACCAACACGAAAUAAGCUGACUCUAUCAAAAGCUACGUAUCCAAAGCUCAAGGUUUUAUAUCUGGGAAGAUGGGAGAGAACUGCUAAGCGCCACAUUGAGGUGGAGAAUCCAGAGCUUAUGAAAAACUUGAAGCAUAUGAUUAAACUCAAGCUUCUGAGUUUUCAAGGGAUCUCAAGAAUUGAAAGACUUGACAAUGCUGUCUGUAAGCUUCGUGAGCUGAUCAUCUUGGACCUCAGAGCUUGCUAUAAUCUUGAGAAACUUCCAGACAAGAUAGAUUCACUCAAGGCGCUUAUCUACUUGGACAUUACAGAUUGCUACAUGAUAGAUCGCAUGCCCAAGAGGUUGUCGUGGCUGGAUAACUUGGAGGUUCUCAAGGGCUUUGUGGUCAGUGAUGCUAUUGAUGAUGAGACUGUCUGCACACUGGCUGAGUUGGUGGAAUUGAAGAAGCUGAGAAAGCUAAGUAUUUCAAUAAACCAAGAAGAUUUCAGCAUAGUUGAUGUGUUCGUGGCUGUAAAGAAUUUCAAAAAACUCGAAAAGUUGAAAGUGGCGUGGGGAGGUAUAAAUAAACAUCCUCAGGACAAAGGCGUAGAUGGAGAAAAGGGGGACCGAAAGGUUAAGCCAAAGGAGGAGGAAAACGACAAUGCAAUUGCUGCUGCAGAGAAAAAGAAACCGACCCUUUUGGAAAGAACGGCGACCUAUUUGCAUAGGGAGAAAAGUCGCACAGAGCCAGAGCUUCCCAUGACAUUGAAGAAACUGGACCUGCAGUGUUUUCCUGGUGAACUUCUUCCUGAAUGGCUUGAGCCUAAUAAUCUACGUAAUGUGGAAAAACUCUACAUUAAAGGAGGAACCGAACUUACUGGAUUUGGAAAGCCACUACCUAUCGAGGAAACGCACUGCAAAGUUACCGUUUUACGACUGAAGUUUCUUCCAAAACUAAAAGUGGAGUGGAGGGAUCUGAGCAAAAGGUACUUUCCAAAACUGAAGUUCUUGGAGAAGUAUCAGUGCCCUCAAGUUAGUCUCUGCCCCUGCGAUGGAAUUGGAAUCUGGCGCAAGCCUGAAGAAAAUGAAGUCUAAAGCAACUCAGAACUGAGAGUUUUUCGGGUUUAUCAAGUUUUCUUCUUCGUUGUCUUUCCUUUUUGUUGUUGUUGUUUUUGUUGUUGUUGUUGUUGUGUGUUUGCUUCCUCAUUUUCCAUUGAUGUCUUUCUGGUCUUGCGUGCAAGUGUUGUUGUUUGUGAACAGUUGAAUAAAAGAAAUUGGGUUGU